Messenger RNA from Sitodiplosis mosellana (orange wheat blossom midge), 675 nucleotides. RefSeq lists its product as uncharacterized. The annotation marks the transcript as partial. The transcript is spliced from 2 exons. The record is from RefSeq and is a predicted model, not a curated record. Lineage: Eukaryota; Metazoa; Arthropoda; Insecta; Diptera; Cecidomyiidae.
GCUCCACGUUCGCCGUUUACUAUCGAUGGAAUCGUAAAAUUGGUAAUCGCACUACGAUUUUACGCAACUGCUGCGCACUAUGAAAUGAUUGGUGAUUUGUUCGGAAUAAGCAGAACAACGGUUGAAUUCAUUAUCGAGGAAGUGUCGUUCUUAAUAUCAGAUAAACUGAGAGAACAUAACGUAUUCAUGCCGUCGACAGAAGAAGAAAUACUUGAUGCAAAAGUCGGUUUUAUGCGAUUAGCCGACUUUCCUUUGUGCAUCGCUGCGGUCGAUGGAACACAUGUGCUCAUAAAUUCGUUCGGCGUUGAAGAUGCAGAACUCUAUAGGAAUAGAAAAACAACCUUUUCCCUUAACGUUCAGCUAGCUGUAUCAGCAGAUGAACGAAUUGUUGGUGUUGUGUCUCGAUGGCCUGGCUCGGCCCACGACUCAACCAUUUUCACGAAUUCAAAUUUAUGCGAUCGGUUGAGACAAAGAGAAUUUGGCCACGAUUCUGUAAUCGUUGUCGAUUCGGCCUAUCCGCCGGAAAAAUUUGCAUGUAAACCAUUGAAUGAGCCCGAAACAUUGAAUGAAACAGUGUAUAACAAUAGACAAAUCAAAGCAAGAAAUGUUGCUGAGAGAUUAAAUGGACAACUAAAAAAAGAAUACCCAAUAUUAAAAUAUGGUAUGGAGGAAUGA